AUGCAGCUGCCGCCGGUGCCUCCCCACCGUCCCCGAGCCCGCCGACGGCGGCCGCUGCGGGCCUUGGAGUGCGUGUUGCUGGGCGACGGCGCGGUGGGCAAGACCAGCCUGGCGCUCAGCUACAGCACCAACGGCUUUCCCACGCGCUACGUGCCCACGGCCCUCGACCGCUUCUCCGCUGUGGUCCAGGUGGACGACGCCCCCAUCCGUCUCCAGCUGUGCGACACGGCCGGGCAGGAGGGAUUUGACGCCUUGUGGCAGGCCUGCUGCCCGAAGGCCGACAUCUGCUUGCUCUGCUUCAGUGUGGUGGCUCCCACCUCCUUCCGGAACAUUGUGGACAAGUGGCAUCCGGAGGUGUGUCGCCACUGCCCUUCCACCCCGGUGCUGCUGGUGGGGACCCAGGCAGACCUGCGCCAGGACGUCAAGGUGCUGAUUGCCCUCUCCCAGCGCCAGGAGAAGCCGGUGCCUCCUACAGCCGGCCGCUCUCUGGCCAGGAAGCUGGGCAUGGCUGGCUACGUGGAGUGCUCGGCCCUCACCCAACAGAAUCUGAAGGAAGUCUUUGACACCGCUAUUGUGUUGGGGCUGCGGGCCGGUGAGGGCCCCAAGGGGCAGAGGGCCCCCCCCAGCUGCAUCUGGGCCCUCUCCAAAGACUGGUGGAACAAAUACGUUUGUGUGCGGUAGCCUUGGGGACAGCAUCCUGCGCCCCCCGCCCCAGGGAUGGGGCCUGGCGCUGGCAUCCUUCAUGAACUGGUCCAUUCUGGUGCACUGCUCCUGGGUCGGGGGCCCAGAAGCCCAGGGCUGUGCCCUCCCUGAAGCAUAAUGCCUCUCCCUGCCUGCCGUCUGUGGCAAAAGCCUCAAGCGGGGGAGGGCUGCCUUUGCAGGACAGGACUCACCAGGGUUCUUUCCAAGUGCCGAGGGAAGGACAGAUUCUCUCUUGCUGAGCACAACAAAGGGGAAAAAAACAGCCCUUCAACGGUCCUUCAAGGGCAGAACAGACCGGAGCACCUGCCAUCGUCAACAUCCCAAAUGGUGGUGCAAAGCUUUGAUCGAGGAGUUGAUUUUAUUGUAAACAGAAAUGCAUAAUCCAAUAGUUUGAUUUUGAGAAGUGAAAUGACAUGCUUUAAAAAAUAUGGUUAACAAAAUGCUUCAGAGAAGAGUGUUGACUGGAUUUUUUUUUUAUAAAUCACAUGUGUUGCUAAUCCCAGCCUCUCUUUAUCCUCCUGGUCUUCCAACUUUAGUCGCUGCAGCCCCACAGAUUGACAGGAGUGCCCAGUGUCAGCUGAUCACCCUGCCCAAAUAUUUGUUUGGAAGUAGGUUUGAGCUGGUGUGUUUGCGUUCCCCUAGUCUUUCUGCACUCAAUAUUUUUUCCUUCUGCAUUUUCUUUGCAACCACAUUAUGUUUAAAUGUAUUUUCCCCUAAAGAGAGUAUUUGGGACACUCUUCCUUGAACCCCCAGGUGUAGGUAUUCUGUGAGAAGGACAAGGUCCUUGGUGCUCUCUGAGCCUGCUUGUUUUCUUGCAGACAUUUCAUUAUUCAAACCAGGUAACGUCAUCAUCGUCAGUGCUAGUAAAGAAGAGCUUUCUGCACAUAGCAGAAGCACUGAAAAAUUACCUCUGUGGCCUGGGGAGCAUCGGGCGCUUUGCAAGGUGUAAUGGGGUUUGUGAGGUUAAUAUUAACU
Molecule: messenger RNA, 1677 nt
Organism: Thamnophis sirtalis
Lineage: Eukaryota; Metazoa; Chordata; Lepidosauria; Squamata; Natricidae
Product: rho-related GTP-binding protein RhoU
Biological process (GO): small GTPase-mediated signal transduction
Molecular function (GO): GTPase activity; GTP binding
Source: RefSeq, a predicted model, not a curated record